AUGGAUGAUCCAAACCUGGGUUCUUCGAAAUACACUUGCAAAGGUGUCAGCUGUCUGGGAAAUUACAGUACCAUUUAUGCGGGCUUGAUUGUCGAUGCCGUGCUUGAUUCGGCAAUUUUGAAGGGGAAACUCACCGAGUUGGUUGGAUUAUGGCCAAUACUUGGUGGUGAUUUGAUCAAAGACACAAAACCAUGGUCCUUCACCUGUGGCAGUACUGUUGAUUACACCAGCAGGGCGAUUAACCAGUCACUGGCUACAUGUCUUCCUAUCCAUCACGACCAAAAUAGCAACGAGCCAAACAUUAUGAAAAGCCCAGAAAUCUCCGCAGUUGACGAGAAAUUCAUAUUCGACGUCCCCCCAACCCCGCAAACAGUUUCCGCCUUCGCGUUACUCUCCUACAAGAUGCUACUUUACUGUGUUUUGGAAUCGCGCACCAUAUUUCCAAUUCCUUUGUUUGCGCUUCCGCCUGACGCUGGGGAUGUCCGCAUGUCUGAUCUGAUGAAAGUCAAAAAUGAGUGCACCGAAACUGAAUCCAGUUUUUACUCCCAGACGCAUGCGCAGAAUUACGACAGUGGGAUAUUUAAGCUAGCAAUGACUGUGUGGCAUGUGCUACUAACGCUCCUUGCCAUGAAGUUUGGAUUCCUUGAGGAGCUUACAACCAAGUUUAUCUACAUUCCAGGCGCAUGGGUCGACGAAUUACGGGUCAAAUCCCAGGGAGAGCUGAAAGACUGUUCCCCCGAGAUUCAACUCACACGAAACGACAUUAUCGCCGCAUGGUAUCUGAAAUCCAUCUAUUCCCAUCAACCUGCAGCUACGUCCCCCAAUCCAGUGGACUACCUUGGGGUUAUCAAUUUCCGUCGCUUUCUUGAGCCCCCAAAGGCUGGAACAUACUACAUUCGCUGUAGUGUUGGUGCCCUCCGGUGUAAAUUCUCUGUUCAGCAGCUGAAAGAAGAGUCGGUUGCUGAGAUUGCUCGGGAUAUACGCCUCACAACACUGCAAUAUACAUCUACCGGAUCUGUCUGCCAGAGUCUUCGGUUCUCGGAAGAUCAUACAUCAAAGACUCUCACAUUAGCUCUGCGCGGCUCUGGAAACCUUGCGUGUGCUGUGGUAUCUCACUGGACAACAUUCGAUUAUACAGGUCUGGAUUUUUCCGGCGCCAAUCUUAGAGGUCAAAAGGUGUCAGUCAUAUUUGUCAAUUCUAUGAUUGUGAACGAAUGGGACCUCAAGAUAGCACCUGUUGCUGUUGUCAUGAAGAAUGGGUCUGGAGGCUACUGGAUUCGCGCUGCGAAUACAUUCACUGGCUGGAGUCGGUUCGGCGAAUCUAACAACAUGGAAAUUCUGUUCCCUACACAGUGA
This is a messenger RNA of Penicillium crustosum, 1356 nucleotides long. RefSeq lists its product as uncharacterized. NCBI's taxonomy places the organism in Eukaryota, Fungi, Ascomycota, Eurotiomycetes, Eurotiales, Aspergillaceae. The record is from RefSeq and is a predicted model, not a curated record. The transcript is spliced from 3 exons. Bases 1 to 1356 code for a protein of 451 amino acids.